CUGAACAAGGUCAGACUCGGUCUUGCCGAAAAAAUCGAAGCACAACGUCUAGAUGCUCACAUAUGUUAGCUUUAACGCAUCUUCCGCAGGCAGUCAAUUGAGCAUUCGUCUCUUGCAACCGAAGCACUCGCAAUUCCCGCUCCUUCGCCAGCUCUCAUUACCACACAUUCUUUCUCUACCAACCCGCGUCUUAACAAUCCCGAACUCAAAAUGAAGCUCCCAACUCUCGCUACCGCCAGUUCUCUGGUGCUUCUUACCCUCGUCAAAAGUGCACUUGGCUGCGGUGCUUACAGAGCCUGCAACUGCUACAAUGACGAUGGCGCGGCGAACGACAAUGCGACACAAACGGUCUGCAGCCGCUUUGACUCCGGGACAACGAAUUUCACCGAGGGAGUGUGCCAAUACACCGGCCCAGACAGCAUAACCCGUGUUAUAUACAUGUACUACUACGCCAUGGACAACUGCGACUGGCGCGAAAUGUGCACCGAAGCCGGUGCCACUGGGGCGGACUCCAGUUGCGACAACAAGGUACAGGAAGCCAAUAUUGAAUACGCUCACCACAACUAAACGGCUACAACUACCUGGAUAUGGCUGUGAUUGGAAACGGCCUCGACAUUCACCACCCUCGGCGCGAAAAACGAAAAACCCCGAUUGCGCCCUACCGCGAUAUAAAACACCAGGCGGCACGGCGCAGUAUAAUUACAAUCCUGCAAUUAGGAUAGAAGGCUCAUGGAUAUCUGGAGUGGUCUAGGAACACUCUACAGGUUAGCCAGGAGAGCAAGUCGUUUUCUGGAGACUUUCAAAACGCAGGAAUGUCUCUGUCAUUCAGGCUGGACAUUGACGAGAUGAGUCGGAUGAAGCAUCGAGAGAGCUUUUCAUCAGAAGCAACAGCGAACAUGAGAUAAAUAGAUUUUAUUCUUCAGACGGAGAUUAUGAAUGUACACAU
Messenger RNA from Colletotrichum navitas, 946 nucleotides. RefSeq lists its product as uncharacterized. The record is from RefSeq and is a predicted model, not a curated record. Bases 211 to 567 code for a protein of 118 amino acids. NCBI's taxonomy places the organism in Eukaryota, Fungi, Ascomycota, Sordariomycetes, Glomerellales, Glomerellaceae. The transcript has a single exon.